Molecule: messenger RNA, 10120 nt
Organism: Python bivittatus (Burmese python)
Lineage: Eukaryota; Metazoa; Chordata; Lepidosauria; Squamata; Pythonidae
Source: RefSeq, a predicted model, not a curated record
AGAAAAUAGAAAAGCUUGAGUUGAAUUGCUGAAUUAUAUUGUUUUAGGAAACGGGCACACAGGUAUUUGCUGAUGGACAGCGAGAUGAAGAGCAAUUUUAGCAAUCAUGAGCAAGUAAGAUGCUGACAUGGAAACAGAUAGGCAUAUCAGAGGAAAUAACUUCUGAUACAAGUUGCAUUAUCCACUCUGGGGACUCAUACCUGGCUCAGGGGGAAUAGAAACCCCAGACAGAUGCAAAAAUAAAGCCCCCGUUUUCAGAAAGAUGAGCCGUCCACCUGACCGGCUCCUGAAAGCGAGUCUAUAACUGACCCUUGAACGGAAGAGCUAAAGGAAAGAGGCAAAGAGAAAUGGUUGUGUGCAGGAACAGUCAAAAAAGUCAAAAUGGAGGCAGCAAUGGGGUCUCGGCUCCUGUGCUGAGAUGAUACCUCCGUGCUCCUCGCGCCUGCACCGCCAUGGACGCCCCCUCUAACUCUGCCUCCUCCUCCUCCUCCUCCUCCCACUCCUCCGCUGCUGUCCCCCCGGCAGACGGACAGGAUGACAGGGCCGCGGUUCGGCCUGCUCAGGGCUCUCCUGCCUUGCCACCCACCAAAGAACCCCCCCUCUGGGACCCUUCCCCUUCCCUGCUUCCCGACGACGUCAUGAGACCCUGCUCCAGUUCCCAAGCCGAGCUCGGUUCGGUCAAGUUCCCCACAGCCAUCUCGUCUACCCCACAGCUCCAAGCGGACCGUGGCCCAGCAUUGCCAAAUCUACCCCCUUUCCCUCCAGGAACGCCCCUGGCCGAAGAUGGGGCCAAGCCAGAAGCAGAAGAACAUGGAGAAGAGGACGAGGAUGGUGGAAACGAGGCCCAGCUCUUCUUUGCUGCUGACGGCUCGGCCUACCUCCUCACUAGUGCCCACCUACGCUUACCAAAGGGCUCCCCCGUCACCGCAGCUCCCCAAGUGUCCAUCCUCCACAUCCAGUGCAGUGGAGGUCCUAACCAAGGCUUUAUGUCUACUGACCAAAUGUCCCAGAAUACCUCAGCGCCAGGCGAGUUGACUCCUCAAGGCGCCUUCUACAGUUACCGACUGGCCGGGGCCCCCGCUCAAUCUGCAUCUGCCAAAAACACUACCCUCAAAUCCAAAGAUGCCCCCACCGCCCACGUGGAGGACGAGGAACACUCCCAAGGAGAAGCCACCCUUGGCCGAGACAAGGAGCUGCCAGGGGCUCCCCUUUGGCUCUGCCUAGCCUGCCGCCUCUCUUUCCGCCAGGGCCGCUCCUUGGCGUCUCAUGCCUGUACGGUCCACGGCGUGCAGCUCAGCAACCACAAAUGCCAAGCCCUGGAUGGAGGGGCUUCUGCUGUGUUCCAGGGUACCGACCUUGGCUUCCUAGAACCAAAUAACCCCACCACCCAGGCAGACCUCAAUGCCAGAAUGUGUAGCAGAUGGGUGAAUGUAAAGGAAGAGGAGGAGGAGGAGGAGGAGGAAGAAGAGGAGGAGGAGAACCAGAAGAGGAGCCCAGAACGACGAUGCGAGCCACCAGAUACCAAAGAUUCAAGGGUCGGCGGCACGCACUGGGCAAAGGGGGGCAUGGAGGAGAAACCAGAGGAGGAGGAGGAAGAGGAGGAGGAGGAGGAAGAGGAGGAGGCACGAAUGGAUGACCAUAAGAAAGAGGAGGAACGACGUCCAAACCAAAGCUCACUCGGUUCACAAAGCCCACCCUUGGCUGCUAACACCCCUCCCUCAGAGACACCGCUGACCAAGGCCAAAAGUUUUGACCACGCUGGGUUGCCCGAGGAGGACAUCAACAAGGAGCUGACCAACGAGGUCGUUAAGGAAGGACUGAUGCACAAGGUCCCUUGUGUGGACCUGGCUGUUGAAACUGGCAGCGCCGAGCCCGCUCCCAAAGGGCACAGCAACAGCGUUCCCCAUGACGCAGACGGGAUGGGCGUUGGGCUGGCCCACGACAUCAGCACCACCGACUUGGCCGACAGCAUGAGCAGCGUGGGGAUGGCCAAUGAAGUGGCCGCCGCUGGAUUUGAGGUCAACAACGGGCUCGGUAGCAACAGCCACAACGGAGGGCCCUCGCUGGCCUUCGGGGAAGAUUUCACAGCUAUGGCCUACUCUGGGUUGACCUUGUCUGGCCACAUGUCCUUGCUUCAUUCGCGGAACUCCUGUAAGACUCUCAAGUGUCCCAAAUGCAACUGGCAUUAUAAGUACCAGCAAACCCUGGAUGUCCACAUGAAGGAGAAGCAUCCGGAGAACAACAGCCACUGCGCCUACUGCAGCACGGGGGGUCCCCACCCUCGCCUGGCCCGAGGGGAGAGCUACAACUGUGGCUAUAAGCCCUAUCGCUGCGAGGCCUGCAACUACUCCACCACCACCAAGGGCAAUCUGAGCAUCCACAUGCAGUCUGACAAACACUUGGCCAACCUGCAGGGCUACCAAGCCACGGGAGGCAGCGGGCCCCCGGUGGCUCCUCCCGUAGCGCCUUCCCCGUCCUCCCCCGAGGAGAAGGAGUCAAAAGGCAAGUCCUCUUGGCAGUGCAAGGUGUGCAGCUAUGAGACCAACAUCUCCCGCAACUUGCGGAUCCACAUGACCUCUGAGAAGCACAUGCAGAACAUGCUGUUGCUCCAUCAAGGGCUGCCUUUGGCGCUGCCUGGGCUGCUGGGGCAACCUCAGCCCCCCGCUGGAGGCAAGGCUCAGCCAGAGCUCUUCCCCUUCUACGGGGCACAGGCUCUCAGCCAUUCCCACCACCCACAUCCCCACCAGGCACACUCGGGGAGCAACCCAGGUCUGCGGGCAGACAAGCCCAUGGAACAACCCCAACUCUUGCUCAACGGAGGCUUCCAGCACCUCAGUGCGGCCGGCAGGAAGAUGGCUACCUUGGGGUCAGCACCCACCUCUCUCUCUCCUGAACCUGCUCCACCUUCCCCGUCGCCGGCCCAAUCUGGACCUGACCUGUUGGCCCCCCAGAGAUUGUUCAGCUGCCUGGUGUGCCAAGCGUUCAGCACCGACAGCCUGGACGCCCUCCUGCGGCAUGCCUCAGCCCCACGCUCCCUGCCCGAGGCGGAGUGGAAGGAAGUGUCGGGCGACCUGCACCGGUGCCGUCUCUGCGCCUACGGCACCCAGUUGAAGGCCAACUUCCAGCUGCACCUCAAGACCGACAAGCACGCCUUGAAAUACCAGCUGGCCGCUCACCUGCGGGAAGGGGGCAGCCUUGGAGCACACUUGGGGGUGGAGCUCCCCCUGGGCCCACCCCUUCACCUGCAUUGCAACCUCUGUGAAUAUGAGACCAACAGCAAGGAAAAAAUUCAGCUGCACGUGGCCGGCGCAGGUCACCAGGAAGCCCUGCAAGGUUAUAAGUUUCUCCUGGAAAUGGAGUCAGCCUCGGCACCCCCACCCGUCUCCGAAUCCGCGCAGUUCCGCUGCCUCCUGUGCAACGUGGACUCGCCGAACCGCCUGGCCAUGAUCCAGCACCUCCGGUCCCCCCAGCACCGCGAGGCCCACGGGCAGUGGCGCCUCCAGCUUCUCCAGAACGGCGAAGGCACUUUGGGUCUCGAAAGAUACAUCUGCUUUGCGCCUGCAAACGCUGCCGGGAAGGAAUCUGUUCUGGAUAGCUUAACUCCUGAAAAAGAAAAGCAGAACAAAACAUGGAUACCUGGUUCAGAUGAGACUGAAGCAACAGCUUCCAGCGUGGGAGACACCACGGUGUUCUGCUGUCCCUACUGCAACUACGUUGACCAAUCAGCCGAAGCCGUGCGGGCUCACACCAUCUCCCAGCAUGCCGUGCAGCCCAAGUUCCACUGCCCCCUGUGCCAAGAGCAGCUGGUGGGCCGUGCCAACCUUCACUUCCAUCUCAGCCACGUUCACAACGUGGUGCCCGAAUGCGUAGAGAAGCUGCUGCUGGUGGCCACUACAGUGGAAAUGACUUUUGCCACAAAAGUUGUUCCUGGAGUCACCCUUCCUCCUGAUCUGCCCAAACCAGGCGGGACUCCCAGCGUAGAGCAAGGAGCUGGAACGGAAGCCCCAAGCCCCUUCAUUGCACCAGCCGCAGAGGAGAAAGCCUCCCCGACGCCGGUGCUUUGCCCUGAAACCCCCCCACCUUCCGUGGCUACCUCCCCGCCUCCUAGCGAGCGCCCCGAAAAGUCGCUUCCUGCCUCUCCUCCCCCUCCCCUCCCCCCUCCCUCUCUUGCUGUAACUCCUCAAGAAUCUGAAGAGGAUGACCCUUCUCAGCCAAACGUCACCCUGGAGGAGCAGCAGCCAUCAGCACAUGUCCUGGUGGAGCCCCCUGAGGCCUCGCCCCCCAUCCUGCCAAAUCCAGAUUCCCGGCACCCGCUCUCCUACCGCAAGGCAACCAAUUUUGCCUUAGAUAAAUUCUUGGAUCCGGCCCGUCCCUAUAAAUGCACAAUUUGCAAAGAAUCUUUCACUCAGAAGAACAUUCUCCUGGUGCAUUACAAUUCUGUUUCCCACCUCCACAAGAUGAAAAAGGCCUCCGCAGACCCUUCCGUGUCGUCUCGGGGGGAGCCCGGCACCCCCGGGGCUCUCCAGCCAUCCUCCGACAAACCUUACAAGUGUACCACGUGCCGCGUCUCCUACAACCAGAGCUCCACCUUGGAGAUCCACAUGCGGUCCGUUCUGCACCAGACCCGCUCCCGCGUGGCCAAGAUGGAGGCCGCGGGCAAGGCGGACUUGCCCCCGGCUGAGUUGGAGCACCCAAACGAGACCCCUCUGGAAACAGAGGCCCCCGGCUGUGUCCAGGUGCCUGCACUCCCGUUUUUAACGCCAUCCGCAGAACUACCACGCUUUCCUACGCCCCUGUUCACUCCACCAUUGCUGCCCCCCUUCCCUUUGGUACCCGAGUCACUCCUAAAACUGCAGCAGCAACAGCAGCAGCUCCUGCUUCCUUUCUAUUUACAUGAUCUUAAGGUGGCCCCCAAAUUGGCUUUAGCGACUCCAGCCCUGACUCUCCCCACCCCCUCGCCUGUCCUGCUACCACCGCUACCCCCCAAGGAAGAACAGGCCCCCACAGCCUCUAGUAGCUGCAAGGCAGAGACGGCUGAAGAGACUGAAGGAGAAGAAGCUGAGGGGAGUCAGCCUGGGAGCGAGGCCUCCCGCACGGCUGCCAAAGCCCUCCUGGAAAACUUUGGCUUUGAGCUAGUAAUCCAGUACAACGAGGGCAAGCAAGCUGCCGCAGCGCCCCCAGCCAUCCCGCCUCGCCCCCCUGCGGGCAAGCUACAGUGCGGCACCUGUGGGAAGCAGUUCUCCAACAUGCUCAUCCUGAAGACCCAUGAGGAGCACGUGCACCGGCGGUUCCUGCCUUUCGAGGCCCUCAAUCGCUACGCGGCGCAGUUCCGGAAGAGUUAUGAUAGCAUGUAUCCCCCCCCUCCACCCGUGCUCCCCAUUGAGUCCACUGUUGCCACCACCGCUGCUGCAGCGGUCUCAACCGUCACCACCACUGUUGUGGAGAACACCACAGUCACCGUGACACAAGCCUCCAUGCCCUUGGAGAUUCCCUCUCUCUGCCCUCCAUUUUUAAUGCAGCCCAUGCCAGUGGUUGUGCCCCCACCAGAAAAUGAGACUCCCUGUGUACCUCCUGAACGCUUGAAGUCUCUGUGGUUUCGAGGGGAGGAAGAGGAAGGCAACACUGCAUCGUCUGGAGUCCUUGAUCUUCCCCGAGGGAGCUUCCCCACAACCCGCCGUUUCUCUCGUACCAAAUUCACAGAGUUCCAAUCUCAGGCUUUGCAGUCCUUCUUUGAGUCAAGCGCUUAUCCCAAAGAUGGUGAGGUGGAGCGUCUGUCCGUGCUUUUGGGGUUGCCCAAUCGGGUCAUUGUGGUCUGGUUCCAAAACGCUCGCCAGAAAGCCCGAAAGAGCGGCGGGAAUGAAGCCAGCGUGGGCAGCGGAAACGCCACAGCGCAGCCGUCUUGUAAAAAGUGUCGGACGUCCUUCCGCUGCAUCUUUGAGUUGGUGCGCCACCUGAAGAAGUGUUACAAUGAUCAGCUUGAUGAGGGGGAAGGAGAUGGGGCAGAGGAAGAGAAUGAAGGCCCCGAGGAGGAGGAGCAGGAGGAGGAAGAGGAAGGGGAGCAGCGAGAAAUCUUGGGACCUGGUGGAGAUAUCAAGACAGAUGCGGCUGGGGACAAACCCAUGGAAGAAGAGCAACCUGCCCCCUCAGUGCCCCCAGAGAUCUCCAAGAGCCACCCCUGUGAUCAGUGCACUGCCAUCUUCUCAAGCAGCGAUCUCCUCAACAUCCACCGCAUUAGUCACAUGCCAGCAGCUGCUCCUCCAUUGGCUUCUACCGGUCCACCACCUUCCCUCGACAUGACCCCUUUAGUAUUUGGCGAACGCGCCGUCCACCCAGAUUCUUCUCGUGCGCAGAAGCGGAAACACGAAGAUGGGACCCUGUCUCCCACUGGGAGCGAAAGUGCCAGCGUGCUUGGAGGAGACAAUGAUCCCCCCCGGGACAAGCGCCUGCGCACUACCAUUUUGCCAGAACAGCUGGAGAUCCUCUACCGCUGGUACAUGCGAGAUUCUAAUCCCACCCGGAAAAUGCUCGACUGCAUCUCUGAAGAAGUUGGGCUUAAAAAGAGGGUCGUCCAAGUGUGGUUCCAGAACACAAGAGCCCGUGAGCGAAAGGGCCAGUUUCGGUGUAAUACCAGUGCCACCACCCCAACCAGCAAGCCCUCACCAGCACACCCCAACGCUUUCCCAAAGUUCAACCCUCCACCACGGGACCCGCCUGUUCAUUAUGGUGGUUCCUUCACACCCAACCUCCCUGCUGUUAACCUACAGCCACUUCUCACGAAGCCAGAAGUCCCCACAGAACCACAGAUGCAGGAAGAGAUGGCUGAAGAAGAGGUACCCAAGGAGCAAGAAGACAGAAGCCUGUCUGGGGGAGAGCUGAGCGAUUCCUCCUCCUCCUCCUCCUCCUCAGCUGACCUGGAUUUCUCCAGCAGCCAAAGGAAUCGAAUGAUGGAUGGAGGGCUGGGAGGCGUGCAAGACUCUCUGGGUCAGAGGCGGUAUCGUACCCAGAUGUCUAGCCUCCAGCUGAAGAUCAUGAAGGCUUGUUAUGAGGCCUACCGAACCCCAACCAUGCAGGAGUGCGAGGUGCUGGGGGAGGAGAUAGGGCUACCCAAGCGGGUUAUUCAGGUGUGGUUCCAGAAUGCCCGGGCUAAAGAGAAAAAGGCUAAGGCUGCCUCCGGCGGGACCAGUGGCGGUGAUGAGGCCCCCUCCACUGCUCAGGCUCAAUCUGAAUGCCCCUACUGUGAAGUCAAGUACGAUUUCUACGUCUCUUGCCGUGGGCACCUCUUCUCCCGAGGCCACCUAGCUCGGCUAAAGGAGGCCAUCAAAUCCCAGCUCAAGAGCGAGAGCAAGUGCUAUGAGCUGGUGUCGGACAAGGGAACACCCUCCCCAACCAGGCUGGGGGUGCCUGUGACCCCUACCGCCAUGCCAUCUUCUCUUGGAAGCAAGUCCCCCUUUGUGCCAGGCACGUCUGCUUCCUCCUCGGGGGUCCUGAGCUCCCCUUUGGCCCCCUCCCAGCCAGGCCUCUCCUUACCUCAACAUCUGUCACCAGAAUCGGGCCAGCUCGGCCCCUUAGCUGAGCCUGCUCCUGCUCCGGCUCCUGCUCCUGCGGCCUCCCCAAGUGACAGUCAGGCCGAACCCACGUCAAAUUCAGCCCAGGACCCCUCCUUGUCCUCCACUGCCACGCUGAAGAACCUCAAGACGUUGAAGGCUGCGGUGCCGGCCCUGCUGGGGGGCCAGUUUCUGCCCUUCCCGUUGCCAGCAGCGGCCACGGCGGCGGCGGCAGCCCCCUCCCUUUUCGGAGCCCAGCUGCCCGGGGCGUACUUCCAGCAGCUCUACGGCAUGAAGAAGGGGCUGUUCCCCAUGAACCCUGUCAUACCUCAGACACUUAUGGGGCUGCUGCCCAGCCCCCUGCUCCCAACACCCACACCUGAGCCCCCCGUCGAGGUGUCCGAGGCCCCCGGCAUCUCUACCGUCGACGUGACUCACCAGUACCUUUGCCGCCAGUGCAAGGCAGCCUUUGAGAGCGAGGGGGCGGCUGUAGCCCACCAGGCCGCUCUGUGCUACUUCGGGCGCCAGCCCCCAGCAGCGCCACCCCCACUGCGCGUGCCUGUGUGCACCUACCACUGCCUGGCCUGCGAGGUGCUCGUGAGUGGGCGGGAGGCGCUGGGGGCCCACCUGCGCUCCAGCGCUCAUCGGCGCAAGGCCAGUUCCAACACAGCAACCGCAUCGGUGUUUGCCAAAGAGGAAUCCAAAUUACCUCACUCGGACUCCAAUCCAAAAAGUAACGCUACCUCUACGACACUACUAGCUUUAUAGAGAUGGAUGCUAUACUGCCGCCAAUGGAGAGAGAAUGACUAGCGAACGAAUCUGUGGGUGGGUGGACGCCCGCUUGGACGACCCCUCUGCUUCCACCCAACGGUCCUCCUUCAAUGUUCAUUUCAGCUCCAGGUCCACCUUUUUUCUAACUGCCAGCAAGGAAGUCAUCACGAGAGAGGGUCCCUCCCCAAGCUGAUUUCGAGGGCCCAGAUCCCCCAUCCCAAUUUUUAUUCCGGAUAUCACUCCUCUUCCACAGGAUGACCAGAGGUUGAGCACAAUGGCAGCCCAUCCAUUGAGGAAGCCCUGGUUCUUAUUAAGCUUCAUCUUCUCUAGAGGGUGUCUAGCUCAACAAUUCCCUGGACGUCUGCUAGGACAUUACAUUCUCCAACCAUACCCUUUCUUCACCAGAACUGUCCUUCCUCCCAUUCAGAUAUCUCCUUAAGUGUCAGUUGAUGCUAAUUCCCUACCUCUUCCCCCUCUCCCGGCCAAUGAGAUCCUAUUGGCCAGAUCCAAUGUGAAUGGCAGCCCCAAAUCUUUCCUUCUCUUGUUUCCUCCAUAGUUCCUUCCCACCCAUUUCUGUAUUCCUGAGUCUUCCACCUCCUGUGCUAUAGACAGGUCCCUCCCUUGAGAAAGGCAGAAGAGGCUCCAGAUCUCUUACAUCUCGGCAUCUUCAGCGACCUUCCCACCUUUCGGUGAUUUCUGUCAGGAACAUCUCAAGGGGAUGAGGCCGUUUUAAUGUCCUUUGAUGAUCCUGAGAAGUUGGGACUUCUCCCUUCUUUUAUAAUAUCAAAACUAUGCCACCUCUCUUCACAUCAACGAAAGCGCUCCAAAAUUCUUGACCCACACGUCACACAACUCCCGUCCACCCUACCGCGCGUGGCCCCAAACCCUCCCUUGACGAACCUUGGCUACAACCUGGUCUCACCUCUCCCACCCACCCCAUGUAAGACAGUUGCUGGCAUAUGUCCAUUAUACACUCAAGUCUCCUCUCUCUUACAGUUACACACACAUACACCCCCCAUAAGAGCUCCUUCUCUCACACUUACCUUCCACCCUUUUACUGUGUUACCGACGGGAAAAGGCCAAAAAAAUAAAAAAAGAAGGAUGCAGAAAGAAUGGACAAGAAAAAAGAUGAAUCCAAGGAGAAAAAACUCAAGGCAGGAGGCGAUUAAGUUGAGAAACUCAGUCUCCCACCACCAUUACCACCAACCCUCAAAGCGCACGUGCUGCCCAUUUUUGUAUAUUAAUUACCGUCAAGGCCGGAUGGACUAAUUCCUGAACUGUUGAUGGAUUUGAUCAAGUUGAACAGCAACCAAACAGGGCAAGAGUUUCUCUUCCCCAUAAUUUUUGUUCCUCUCUCUCCUCCUCCUCUUCCCCACCCCCAGCUGGAUCUUUACUUGCACUGGGGAACCAAAUAAAACCGACAACCUCGCUGUCUUUUUCCUCCUGAUAGACGUGACUUCUGUCUCUGCGCGGGAAACGACACAAAACCUAACUCCGAUGGCUUUAAAAAAAACAAUUUAAAAAAAAAGAGAGAGAGAAAGAAUGCUGAGAGACCGACUCUCGUCAAACGCGCAGACGCUCCCCGUGUGCCGCGUGCUGACGUCCUUGCAAAAAAAGAAAAAAAGAAAAAAAAACACAAAAACCCUCUUUAUGAAUCCAAAGCUCUUAAAAAAAAAAAAAAAACUUCUAUACAAUAACCAAAAAGAAAAACCAACCAACCAAGAGAGAGAGAGAACACCCACCAACAAAAAGGAGUCAUAAAAAGCAAACUGGAAAUAAUUUUCUUUUUUAAAAAAAAAAAAAAA